CAAUGGCUACCAUGAGUGUUCCCUCAGAAAUCAUAGAAAAAGAACGAAAAAAGUUACUCGAAAUCCUCCAACAAGAUCCUGAUUGUAUCUUAGAUACAUUAACCUCUCGGAGGCUAAUUUCUGAGGAAGAGUAUGAAAUUCUGGAAAAUAUUACAGAUCCCCUGAAGAAAAGUCGGAAGCUGUUAAUUUUGGUACAGAAAAAGGGAGAAGAGAGCUGUCAGCUUUUUCUCAACUGUUUAUUUAAUACAUUUUCAGAGUCAGCUACCAUUUGGGACUUCAAUCAUGAAUUUUUAAAACAUGAGUAUAUAGAGUCACCUCAACCUAUGGGGAUAAGCAAGGAAGAUCUUUUUUUUCCUGGAGAGAAACAGCCUGAGAAUCCUGAGAUCACCAUGUCCUUCAAAGAGAAAGAACACUUGGAUUUGGAAACCUCUGAGUCUUUCACGGACAAGAAAACUAGUUAUCAGGAAACGGCUUGGUUCUCAAAGGAAAAUGAGAAGGAAUACAACGCACCAACAUUCACAUCACCACGAUCGGUUGACAAUGUGGAGUAUGAAUUUCCAGCAACUAUUGAGUAUUUACAGGACAGACAGAGAUAUGAGGAGCCAGAUGAUUCUCUGUACUUAGAAAAAGAGGAAUAUCUAGAAUCUGUUGGGUACUCUGAAGAUGCAGACCCCACUGUGGAAGAGGAGGCUUAUGAUGACCCUGAGUGCAUCACCUAUGACGGAGAGGAGGACUCUGUGUAUUCUGAAGACGGCGAAGAGGACUCUGUAUAUUCUGAAACCAUGGCGUUCUCUCAUGAAGAACAGAAUUAUGAGGAUUCAGAAACUGGCAUGUCCUUGGAGGAGGAAGAGGAGAAAAGCAUGGAAGAAAGGAAAAAAGUGUUUAAAGAUGUCCUGUCCUGUUUGAACCUGGAUACAAGCAGAAAGCUUCUGCCAGAUUUCGUUAAACAAUUCUCCUUAGACCGAGGAUGUAGGUGGGUGCCUGAGACUCCAUGUGACUUAGCCUGGAACUUCCUGAUGAAAGUUCAAGCACUGGAUGUGACAGCCAGAGAGUCAAUCCUCAGACACAAGGUUCUGGGUGAAGACAGCAAAGGGGAAUUGCUGACUGGAGUAGAGAAUUUGGAAAUUAGAGAAACAGAAACCAUUAAUCCCCUUGAUGUCCUUUGUGCCUCUAUACUGUGUUCAGAGAGCUGUUUGCAACGCGAAGUCAUGUCAAACAUGUAUCAGUGCCAGUUUGCCCUUCCCCUGCUACUGCCAGAUGCAGAAAACAACAAAAGCAUUUUAAUGCUGGCGGCUAUGAAGGACAUUGUGAAGGAGCAGUCAACACAGUCUUCAGGAGGGCCUACAGGGGAUACAGAAAAGUUUCUCACUCUCAUGAAGAUGCCUGUCAUCUCUUUUGUGCGUCUAGGACACUGUAGCUUCUCUAAGUCCAGAAUCCUCAACACACUGCUCAACCCUGCCCACCUGGAAUCGCACAAAAUCUUUCUCCAUCAGGAUUUGCCUGUUCUGGUGCUUCCUCGGCAGAUCUCGGAUGGCCUGGUUGAGAUAACUUGGUGUUUUCCUGAUAGUGACGGUCUAAAGGAAGACUCCAGUUUUUUCCAGAAGCCUGUUGCUCUGGCCAACCUUCGUGGGGAUCUAGAAAGUUUUUGGACACAGUUUGGUUUCUUGAUGGAGGUUUCCUCAGCUGUGUUUUUCUUCACUGACUGCCUAGGUGAGAAGGAAUGGAACUUGCUAAUGUUUUUAGGAGAAGCUGCUAUUGAAAGAUGCUACUUUGUCCUCAGUCCCCAAGCCAGGGAGAGUGAAGAGGCUCAGAUUUUCCAGAGGAUCCUGAAGUUGAAGCCGUCACAGCUACUGUUUUGGGAGGAGGAGGAAGCUGGGGAGAGGGGAAGGAACAUGGAGGGUCUUCAAGCUGCCCUCAGAGAAGUGAUGUCCUCUUCACUCAGAUGUGUGUCUGUGGAGGACAUGGCCCCCCUGGCCAGGGAGUUGGGAAUACAGGUAGACCAAGACUUUGAGAACAUUCAGGGGAUUCAAGUUUCCCCUCGUGAAAACGUGGCUGGAACAGCUGACGAUGAGGGACCACAAAGACACUGUCAGCCAAAAGACUCAUCUGAAAGCCCUGCUGAGAUAUCUGUAAGAGAGCCUGAGGCUAGAUGUGAGAUCAGCCAAAAUCUUCAGAAUUUCCAUCUCACCCCAGUAUUCAUGCCUCUUCCGAAAAACAGCUGUCCGUUACCAAGCAGAAUUCAAGGUAAUUUUAACCAUGUUUCUUUGACAGCCCCCUGGGUUAUGGGCUCUCACUUUUGGUUACAGCAGAGGUCUAAGAGGUUCCAUCCUUCACCCUUUCAGAAUAUGAGGGCCCCUAGUCCAGGUAAAAGUUUUGGGAUUCAAUACUUCCAACCCCAGAGAUUUUAUUCAGGUGAAAGAUUUACAAAAUUUUCAAGAACUGCUCGGGGACAUCAUGUGCAUAGAACUUUUGGGAGACCACCAAGGCCCAUUUCUCAGCGUGUGCAGGCCUGGCCUGAGAGAUCACAGACAAUGGGAACCCUUGAAAAGUCUGGAGAAGUGGACUCUCAGGGAGGUCACCUCCAUUCCCUGGGUUCACAGCCAGCAGGAGCAGUUGGGAAGUCACAGCCUAGUCAGGUCUGUGCCAGGGAAACACGGCCAACUGACGCAACUGGAAAAUUCAUGAGAACAAAAUCCCAUAUUGAAAAUCCUCAGCAUCCAGCCUUGCAAGCAGCAGGAGCCUUACAAAAACCCUUAAGGACUGCCUCUCAGCAGGGAGCUAAGCUGAAGACACAAGGUGGGCCUUCAAAUCCAUCUUUCCAAAUGGGAUUCCAUCCCACGUCCAACAGCAAAUUUUUACCCAGCUCUCAGCUCAAAUCCAAACAGCCCAAUGCAUCCCAGGCCAAGCAGUCCCAGCACAAACCCUCCCAUCCUGUGUUCUCUCAACCCAAACCCACUCAAACAAAACCCACCCAGCACCAGCCCACUGAAGCUGAAUGUUCUACAUUCAAACACACUCAGCCCAAGCCAUACAAGUCCCAGUCCUCCCAAUCUAAGCCUUCACAGCCCCAGCCCUCCCAAGCUAGAUCCUCUCCAUCCAAAGCCACUCAGCACAAGCCAUGCCAGCCCCAGUCCUCCCAAUCUAAGCCUUCUCAGCCUAGACCCACUCAACCCAAGUCAUUUCAGACUGGUCCUUCUCAGGCUAAGGCAUAUUACCCAAGAGCAGGGCCCAAGAGGGCAGCAAAGCAUUAAAAUGCUUACUCUAGAGACCCGUGAAAUGUAUAUAGAGCAACCUGAAGGAGAGUGGCAGUGAUGGUGAAAGAGUCCUAUCAUUAGCAUGACACAGAAAACAAGAUACGCACAGCCUAACUGGAUAUCAUAAAAAUACAAGAAUUGUUUCCCUGAAGAAAGGAAAAGUAUGAAAAGAGUAAAGAAUAGAAUCAAGCAGCAAAUAAAUGAAUUGAAUACAACCUUGAGUAUUAGGUAAUAUAUAACCUGAAUUGAGGGAACAUAAGACAGUUUCACUUGGAGAAGAGUGGAGAUGAACAUUUAAUUGAAAAGUGAUAAUAAAAUAGGGCACAAAUAGCCUCAGUGUUGCAAGAAAAAUGGCUUUAGGUGUUGGCUGCCCUAGAGGUGUUUCGGUCAGAAAUAUUUUUUUUGACAUCAGCCGCUAAGCAGAUAACCCUGUUUGUUUGGAAUGUGUACAUCAAUUUGCUUGUGAUAAUAGCCCCAAAUUGCUUGGAUGAUAAAACUCGUUUGACCCUUACAUGUAGAAAUAACGAACUAACAGCCAAUAAAAUUAAU
Messenger RNA from Hippopotamus amphibius kiboko, 3803 nucleotides. RefSeq names its product caspase recruitment domain family member 6 (gene CARD6). Lineage: Eukaryota; Metazoa; Chordata; Mammalia; Artiodactyla; Hippopotamidae. The coding region runs from base 3 to 3251 and encodes 1082 amino acids. The transcript is spliced from 3 exons. Gene Ontology annotation, biological process: regulation of apoptotic process. The record is from RefSeq and is a predicted model, not a curated record.